GACUCUGACUCAAAAAGUUGCAAAGGUUUUCUCUUAACCACAAUGUUCGCUCUGAGAUCGCGUCUGGCAACCAGGGCGGCAACGCCACGCUUUUUCUCGUCCACACUGCGUGCCAGAGGGCCAGAGGACCCGCCCAAGCCUCCUCGCUCGAUAGAUGACUCCACCUCAGCCCUGGAGUAUAAGAGAACACAGAGGAUACGCCCUCCUCCCUUACCUGCAAUGGACCUUCCACGUUCUAGGACAGCAGAGGAAGCCGUGACCAACAUUCUUUACAACACCCCUCCUCCAAGUCUCCAACCGUUCAAAAAGCAUAUUCUCAACUGUCUCGUUCAAAAUGAGCCUGGUGUGCUCUCACGUGUAUCAGGGAUCUUAGCUGGUCGCGGAUUCAACAUCGACUCCUUGGUUGUGUGCCGGACAGAAAUCCGUGAUUUGAGUCGCAUGUCUAUCGUACUCAGCGGGCAGGAUGGUGUCGUAGAGCAAGCCAGAAGGCAGCUGGAGGACCUUGUUCCUGUGUGGGCUGUCCUGGACUACACGGAUACACGCGUUAUUACCCGUGAACUGCUGCUCGUGAAGGUCUCUAUUUUAGGCCCAGAGUACCUAGAGGAGCAAUUCGUUGGCGGCCCGACGCAUGAAGUGCGCAGGGGUCAAAACAGUGCGCCCGCCUCGGGAGACCACCCUUCAAAACUCGAAAAAGAGAUGACAUUAGCUCAGAACUUCGAGCGAAGUGCUCAUCCUGAGCAAACAAGUGCAGCUGAAACUGUUGCACCCUUGCCUUUAACACCGUCUGAGGCUCUGCGUCACAAACACCAGCACUUACAUUCUAUCUCUGUACUGGCCAACCAGUUCAAUGCCAAGAUCGUGGAUGUUAGUGAAAAUAGCAUCAUCGUAGAGUUGACGGCCAAGACUAACCGUGUCGAGGCCUUCUUGAGCCUGCUCAAACCGUUUGGAAUAUUGGAGUCUGCUCGUACUGGUUUGAUGGCAAUGCCUCGCACUCCAAUUGCCAGAUCACCAGAAGACUCUGAUGAUCCUGCAGACCAGUCUGGACCGGUUGACGCAAGCCUCCUCCCCCCCGGUUAAGAAUAACCUUCAUAUGUUGACUAGUGAUAUCUCUACGGAUAUAUAGCGCAGCUUUGGAUUUCCCCGUUUUUUGGUUAUCGACAACACAGAAAGUAUGAUUGGUUUAUACAGCAGGCCGUCAUGUAAUAAAAAGGUUUCAGAGGAUAAAAAGGUACAACACCUAUACAGCCAGAGUUUCACAAUCCGUUAGUGAACCAUCAGCAAGUUACAACGAUCAUCCGUACACUACGAUACGAUAUAUAAACCACAGCUUAAGUCUACAAAAUUGGUCCGACACGGUCCCAGCGAGAAAGCGUCAUUAGUUAUUAAAGUUAUGCUACUAUGUCUGUAAUUUGGAAUUUUGAGUCUUUCCAGCUUGUCCAUGAGAUUCAAGAAUUUCAUUUAUCUUCGCAACCCAGGACGAAGAAAGUGACGCAGCCUCCGUUGCAUACGUUUGGGAUUUCGUUGAAGUUAAGACAACGAAUUCCCUCUCGCCUUUGGGCUCGGCGCUUAAAACCACACUACGUUGCUCUUUCUCCUUCUCUUUCCCCGUCCCUUUCUCCGAUGCUUUGAAUAUAAGCUCAGAUUUUAUAGAGAUUUCUCGGGGCCCAAUAUAUUGCUUUAAACAGAGCAAGCGAUUGUUAGUGAGGAGUAACUGCCGUGCCUUUGGUUUCAUGGGUGAUACAGGAAUUGGUAAUCGCAGCCUGCUUCCUCGCCGCUUGGGCGAACGUGCUUCGACUCGUGUAUUCAAUAUAAUGUUCUCUCCUGGAUGCAAAACUGAGGACCAGUCAUUAGAGAAACCGUUGCCUUGCACAGGCGUCUGGACGCGAUUUCUGCCUCGGUUCAUAACCAUGGCUUCUAGCGCUGCUCCGAGUUUCUCUAUCGGACUUCCAUCUGAGGAACUCGUCCCUGAGCCUGUCCCAGCAUCAGGUACUGGUAUGGGAACCGUCAAUGUGUGUGGUCCCCCAGUACUUGUGCACGUCUCAGUAAUCCCAUUGCUCGUUAUAGUAGCCGUAUCCCCUUCGCCUGAGCUCAUUUGCUUCGGCACCAUUAGAGUCUGAGCAUAUUGCGGCACCUCGCCUGUAGGCCCCACCUCUUCUGCAAAAUCAUGCCCAUUUACAACAUGCCCAUUCUGACCCGAGUUCUGCUUGUAAAUUUCAUACUCCGUACCUUCCCCAUCGUGUGCCCAUUGCAGCUCAUCUUCUCCCUGCAUACUGUUCCCUACUAGGGCAUCCCAGGUAGACCCAACUUCUUCCCAGUUUUGGUCGUCUCCACGAGCGAUGGGGAGGUCCUUCUUGACCAAGCCAGCUUCGGGUGGUGGUGCUGGAUCCGUCCACAGUGUGGACCAGUUGAUCGUGGCAAAGAAAGGGUGGGAACGAAGUGCUUGUCGGUCAUUCACGCUCC
Serpula lacrymans var. lacrymans S7.9 is the source of this 2460-nucleotide messenger RNA. RefSeq lists its product as uncharacterized. Gene Ontology annotation, cellular component: acetolactate synthase complex; mitochondrial nucleoid. Bases 43 to 1077 code for a protein of 344 amino acids. Gene Ontology annotation, biological process: branched-chain amino acid biosynthetic process. The record is from RefSeq and is a predicted model, not a curated record. Lineage: Eukaryota; Fungi; Basidiomycota; Agaricomycetes; Boletales; Serpulaceae. Gene Ontology annotation, molecular function: acetolactate synthase regulator activity. The transcript has 6 exons.